ACCCACGGCAAAACGUUUGCCUCGUCCUCAUAUAGCUACCGCGUCCGCGUGCGGGUGCGGUGCGCCUGAGAUUGCUUAACGUUGCCACUAUUGAAUUUCUGCUUCCUUCCCGUCGUUGCCUUCUCCUUCUCGUCUCCGAUCCCUAACUGCUCCAUCUCUCCCUCCCAUGGAGGGCCCCAAGGGAAACGGCGGCGAGAAGCACAGCGCGGACCAAAACCAUAGCCCCAAUACUCCCGCCGCAGCCGGGGCCGGAGGGGACGACGUGUCGGCCGCCGCGGCGGCCGCGGUAGGGAGGCGGCCGUUCACCGCCUUAAGCCAGGAGGAGGCCGACCUCGCCCUCGCGCGCGUCCUCCAGGAGCAGGAGCGGGCGUACAUGAUGCUGAGCGCGCACGGCGGGGACGGCAGCGAGUACGAUGCCUCGGACGCUGGGAGCUACGACUACUACGACGAGGAAGAGGAAGGGAUCGAAGGCGACGAGGGGAGCGAUUACGAGGAGGAGGGGGAUGAGGACGAGGAGGUGGGCGAAGCGGAGGGGCCCGAAUUGGACCCCGCGCGGUACGAGGACGACGAGGCGUAUGCGCGGGCCCUGCAGGAUGCCGAGGAGCGCGAGGUCGCCCAGCGGCUCAUGGCGCUCGCUGGGAUCACUGAUUUAGGGGAAGAGAUGGAGCAUGAUGUUGAAGAUGAGGAAGAUGGGGAUAGCGCACAGGAUGCAUGGGAAGAUGUUGAUCCAGACGAAUACUCGUAUGAGGAGCUGGUUGCAUUGGGUGAAGUGGUCGGUACGGAAAGCAGAGGUGUUUCUGCCAAUACUCUGGCUUCAUUGCCUUUAGUAACUUACCAAGCAGAAGAUAACCAAGACAGCAACAUGGAACAAUGUGUUAUUUGCCGUGUGGAAUUUGAGGAAGGUGAAUCAUUGGUUGCACUUCCUUGCAAGCAUUCAUAUCAUUCUGACUGCAUAAACCAGUGGCUGCAGUUAAACAAGCCAUUGCCAUGUUGCAGGUAUGCCCUAUGUGCAGUGCAGAAGUUUCUACCCCGGGUAACAACGAGCCAUGACAUUCUGUUGUGGUCGUAAUGAUGGGCGAAUAAUGGGAAGAAAUAGGGACAGCAUAUAUUUUCUGAUGCUGGUGAGAUUUAAGCACCGGAGCUGUUGUAUUGUCCAAAGAAACUAGCAAACAAGCCUCGAGUUCGUCUCUCUGCUUUUCAGCCCAGCAGACUCGGACACAUGUACUUCUGGACUUCACCGUGAUGCUGCUUUGUGUAUCCUGUUAGGGGCUCAUGGUCCAUGUAUGAUCCAUUGAUGUAAAAUAGCUUAAAUUUAUAGCCAUUCUUUGUUAGACGCUAGUUGCCCAUUGUGAUUUCGUGGAUGUAAAAUAAUUAUUAUAUUUAUAGUCAUUCUUUUACACUUGA
Messenger RNA from Triticum aestivum (bread wheat), 1404 nucleotides. Its product is annotated as E3 ubiquitin ligase BIG BROTHER-related. The transcript has 7 exons. The record is from RefSeq and is a predicted model, not a curated record. The coding region runs from base 167 to 1069 and encodes 300 amino acids. Lineage: Eukaryota; Viridiplantae; Streptophyta; Magnoliopsida; Poales; Poaceae.